AUGCUGAGACCACGGGUUGUGUUUGGCAUCAGCCCGCUGCUGGAUGGACUCUGCAUCAUGGGAAUCAUCAUCAUGAUCCCGACGUUCUCCGUUCUCCUCUGGAGAGAUCCCGGCACCGUGCGCGAGGCACGCCGGCGCCCCCUGGCCGCCGCCGCCGCGGGCGUGGAUGCGGGAGACGGUUGCCGCGGCGACGAGGAGGAUGCGACGUCGCCGUACAUGACGAUCAGAGACGUGGCGAGGGGCGCCGUGCCGCAGGAGGGAUUCUGCGGAUUCUGCGAGAUCGUCAUGCCUGAUCGUACGAAGCACUGUCGUCUCUGCGAGUCCUGCAUGCACACGAUGGACCACCACUGCCUCUUCCUCACCAAGUGCGUCGCCCGCAGCAACCACCGACUCUUCCUCAGCUUCGUCUUCGUGCUCGCCGUCGCCAUGGCGAUGUUCCUCGCGAACGUCGUCGUCUACGUCAACGCCACCUACGGGGAGCUUGGCACGGCGGCGGCGAUAGCGCGCGCGACGCUGCGGGACGCUCUUGUGUUGGCGGCGGCAACGCUGAACGCCGCCACGCUCGUCUGGUGCAUCGCGCUGCUCAAGUACCAGGUGGCGCUGGUGUGCGUUGACCGAACGACCGUGCAGAACCUGAUGUUCGCGUCGCCGGCUCGCGCGCGCGGCGCCCCCUGCCGGCGCUUCUCGACGCGCGAGAAACUCGUCAAUCUCAUCGCGUUCUGUCUCGGCCGAGACAUCGGCGCCGCCGACGGUGGCGCCCCCAAGCUGCUGGUGUGAAGCGAGGGCAGGUGGCGACCUCUGGCGUGAACGCUCAUAGGUUUAGUUUCCCCCUCGCGAUCCGCAAUUUGUUCGCAAUUUAUUUGUAAAACUCGCAAUUGAAAAGUCGCAAUUCCUGCUGCGAAUACAUAAUCGCGUUGUUGAAUAAUGUGCCGAGGGGAAGAACUCUUGGUGUAACAGAGUUAUUAUUAAUUUAAUUGAUUAUUGUUAUUAUUGUUAUUUAAUUUAUUUUCAUUCCAAG
Priapulus caudatus is the source of this 1018-nucleotide messenger RNA. RefSeq names its product palmitoyltransferase ERF2-like. Bases 1 to 777 code for a protein of 258 amino acids. Gene Ontology annotation, molecular function: protein-cysteine S-palmitoyltransferase activity. The transcript is spliced from 3 exons. Gene Ontology annotation, cellular component: endoplasmic reticulum; Golgi apparatus. Gene Ontology annotation, biological process: protein targeting to membrane; peptidyl-L-cysteine S-palmitoylation. Lineage: Eukaryota; Metazoa; Priapulida; Priapulimorpha; Priapulimorphida; Priapulidae. The record is from RefSeq and is a predicted model, not a curated record.